This is a messenger RNA of Gadus macrocephalus (Pacific cod), 2171 nucleotides long. RefSeq names its product synaptosome associated protein 25b (gene snap25b). Gene Ontology annotation, molecular function: voltage-gated potassium channel activity; SNAP receptor activity; syntaxin-1 binding. Gene Ontology annotation, cellular component: synaptobrevin 2-SNAP-25-syntaxin-1a-complexin I complex; plasma membrane. The transcript is spliced from 8 exons. The record is from RefSeq and is a predicted model, not a curated record. Gene Ontology annotation, biological process: exocytosis; synaptic vesicle priming; synaptic vesicle fusion to presynaptic active zone membrane. Lineage: Eukaryota; Metazoa; Chordata; Actinopteri; Gadiformes; Gadidae. The coding region runs from base 196 to 810 and encodes 204 amino acids.
GGCGCGUCCAUUUUGAAGAGGGCGGAGGCUAGCCGGUCUUGGGGGGGUGCGCGCAUCUACCGGAGCACAAUCCGUCUGAGCGAGCGGUAGGAGUCAGAGAAAACGACCGGGAGACAUUUUGACCCUGAUACAACCAAGGAUCUUUUGGAAACUACUUGAGGUCCCGCCCCCUGAGGUCCACAUUCCAGAGCCAAGAUGGCCGAUGAAGCUGACAUGCGCAAUGAGCUGGCUGACCUGCAGACACGGGCAGACCAAGUCGCUGAUGAUUCCCUGGAGAGCACUCGGCGUAUGCUGGCCCUGGUUGAGGAGAGUAAAGAUGCUGGCAUCAGGACUCUGGUCAUGUUGGAUGAACAGGGAGAGCAACUGGAGCGCAUCGAGGAAGGGAUGGACCAAAUCAAUAAGGACAUGAAGGAUGCGGAAAAGAAUUUGAACAAUCUAGGACAGUUCUGUGGUCUGUGUUCAUGUCCCUGUAACAAGAUUAAGGGUGGGGGCCAGGCGUGGGGGGCCAACCAGGACGGAGUGGUGAACGCCCAGCCCGGGGCCCGCGUGGUGGACGAGCGUGAACAGAUGGCCAUCAGUGGGGGCUUCAUCCGCAGGGUAACGGAAGAUGCCCGGGAGAACGAGAUGGACGAGAACCUGGAGCAGGUGGGCGGCAUCAUCGGAAACCUGCGUCACAUGGCCCUGGACAUGGGCCAGGAGAUCGACACCCAGAACCGGCAGAUCGACAGGAUCAUGGACAAGGCUGAUUCCAACAAGACCAGGAUUGAUGAGGCCAACCAGCGGGCUACAAAGAUGUUGGGAAGUGGCUAGACGGAGGAUAAAACCGCGCUUCCGUCCCCUCCCCCUUCCUACCACCCAACCCCACCCCCACAACAAGCCCGGCCCCCCUCCUGAUGUGGGUCGGCGCACAACAUGCUUUUAUCGUGAUACUUACUCGGUAGAGAUUCACACACAUGCACAUAUCUGCCCCCCCCCCCCCCCCAAAAUGCCUCUCCGACCACCCUAUUCGUCGUCAAUGUUGUGAUGUGUCGUCUCUCUAAGGCUUUUGUUAACAUAUGAUAGUCCUGAUACCAAUUGUCCAUGUGUCCCCCCCUACCCCCCCCCCCCCCCCCCAAACCCCAACCUGCUGUAUAUAGGGGCGUCUUUGAUGGCUUCACAGAUUUAGCUCCCCCCGUCUAACUUUCUGUGUCUCACUCUCUCUGUAUGUCCUGCUGUCGUUUUUUUUUUAAGUAUGUAUAAUAUAAAGUGUAUGUACACCUUGUUAUAAUCCCCCCCCCCCCCCUUGUGUGUCAGUAUUCUGAUGUUGUCCAUGUAAAACACACUGCUCUGCUACGUUUGUGACGCUAAGAACCACAGUGACUCCCCGUACUCCUCCGGCCUGCUUGUUAUACCAACCCUAGGCUAAACCUCGCAACUGCGAAGAUGAAUGUCUAAUCGACACAAAGAACUAGAUGUAUGGCACAGAGACACUGAGAGCAAAACCCCAAGACGGUCUCUAUUGACACUUUAAUUGAAACUAAAACCAUUUGAUCAAAUUGAAGACGGUUUGCCCAGUGUUCACCCUUACCUCUGGUGCAUUGAUCUCAUACAGUUGGUCUGGUCUUAAAAGUGACAACCUACAGUAUAUAUAAGGACAUUCUUAAACGUAGUUUGUGCUAGUGCACCACCAAACAUCAGAGGUGUGCGGGGCGUGAGGCAAACCUGUUUUUGACUGCAGUGCUGCAGCCGUCAGACUGGAUUGUUCAUCAUCACCUGCCGCUUGGUGUGAAAAGCAGAAGGAUGUGGGGUCCGAGGUAUAUAACAAGAUAACAGAAAACUGAUUACAAGUCGUCUGAAUGACAGACAGGGCUCAGAUACGUUCAGGCCACCGCACUGGGGUUAUACCUCCAUAAUUCAACGUUAUGACAUUGCUCUAUAAGUGUGUUGUGCAUGUUCAACUGCUGUCAAACAAUUGAUUCAGGCAGAUCAUAAUAUCAGGGCAAUCGCAUGCUUUGCAUGUAGGCCACACACGGACGACAGGCCUAUGUCUACUGCCCCCUGCGCCACAAGAGUGCCACUCUUUUUGUUUUACUCAUAUAAUGUACGUAUAUAUCUUUCCAGACUGUGACCAUCAUUGUAAAAUAUUACCAUGGAACAUGCCAAUAAAAUCGUAUAACUAGAAAAAACAAAAA